Messenger RNA from Xiphias gladius (swordfish), 2246 nucleotides. RefSeq names its product Kruppel-like factor 5 like (gene klf5l). Gene Ontology annotation, biological process: regulation of transcription by RNA polymerase II. Gene Ontology annotation, molecular function: DNA-binding transcription factor activity, RNA polymerase II-specific; RNA polymerase II cis-regulatory region sequence-specific DNA binding. NCBI's taxonomy places the organism in Eukaryota, Metazoa, Chordata, Actinopteri, Istiophoriformes, Xiphiidae. The transcript has 4 exons. The record is from RefSeq and is a predicted model, not a curated record. The coding region runs from base 170 to 1519 and encodes 449 amino acids.
UCCGUACUUGAGCACAGGUAAAGCGUACCUGGGAGCCAGAAAAGAGGGGAGGGCUGUGGACCUAUUUCGUAGCUUUCAGCUCCAGUCGGGCCCAGUUGACAAAAGUAGCUCUUUCCGUACCUUUAACCCAGAUUGUGAAGAAGACAUAAUUGUUUGGGUAAUAAUUGUGAUGGCAGCGAGCGUAGGACUGGCCAUGAAUCCGCCGCAUACGACCGACGAAAGGGCGGUUUUCACGCAGCUGAAGCCCGUGAGGAUGUCGGGAGCCGACGGCGCGGAGGACGCGUCUGUGUUCGAGGACGUCAAACCCGGGGUGAGAGUCUCUGCCGGCCCGCCGAGCACAGCCGGGUCCUCGACUCGACUAGAGUUGGACAAAUACCUCCCCCAGGUCAUUAGUCCUCUCUUGAGUUCCUCGACUGACACUACUGACAAAAAGUACAGACGAGAGAGUGCCUCUGUAGUGGACGAGUACUUCUCGGAGGACAAACCUUCCACCCCUUACAGCCUCAACAUCAACGUCAUCCUUCCCAGCACCACCCACCUCCGCACAGGCCUCUACAGGCCCAACACCAAGACCCUCACGCCGCAGCAGAUCAAGACAGAACCCGGGCUGGAGGUGCCAUGCUCCAUUCCCACCACCACGACCCAGGCCCUGCCAGACUUCACCUCUGUCUUCAGCGUGCCGCCUGUGGUCAACAGUGUUUUCAUCAAACCAGACAUGAGCUCUGAAGGAGUGGUUAACGUGGCCGUCGGAUCUCAGCAGCAACCAAAUUUGGACACAGAGCUUCACAUCGGACCCCCAGCCCCCCAGCCACAGGUCUACCACAUGCCCAUCACCAGCUGUGCUGACCUUACCAUGACUCUGUCACACACCAGCCCAUCGACGCACGGCUCCCCAAACAGCAGGACCAUGCUGAACCUCGGAGGCGUCGCAUUGCCGACAACCAACGGCAACUACAUGAUGGCAGAACACCAACUGCUGCAGCACCAUGGCUACUACCAGGCCACUCCCAAUUCAUCCCAGCACACAGCGCCCCACAGCCUGCCGCCCUCACCCCCAAACUCCCAGCCAGGGAGCCCAGAUGGCCAGGCGGAGCUGCUCAGCUUAGCGUCCCAACCUCCGCCUCCAUACCAGCAGCGUCUGGGAGGGAUAAAGGUAACGGGGUUGUCCCCUCAUGCCAUGCUGAUGACACAUGGCCAGGGCGUCCUGACGGGUCCCAAAUAUAACAGGCGGAACAACCCAGAGCUGGAGAAGAGGAGGAUCCACUUCUGUGACUAUCCAGGCUGCACCAAAGUUUACACAAAGAGCUCUCAUCUGAAGGCACACCAGAGGACACACACAGGUGAGAAGCCGUACCGCUGCACGUGGGAGAACUGCGACUGGCGUUUUGCCCGAUCGGACGAGCUCACCAGACACUACCGGAAACACACCGGGGCCAAACCCUUCAAGUGUGUGGCCUGCAGCCGCUGCUUCUCACGCUCCGACCACCUGGCCCUGCAUAUGAAGCGUCACCAGAACUAGCACAGACAUACCUGUGUAUAUAUAUAAACACACGCAUUCACACGCAACUAGAACAGUUAAUCAUGAACAGAUACAGAACCAGAAUCAUCCCCGGUGAAGUCCAGGUAUUUGCGGACUUAACGGCCGAGCGGGGCUUUGUAGCAUAAUUUAAGCAGAAUUUAAUGCCGUUUAGCUUCGGAGCUACUCCAGGUUCUCAUUUUCUCCUUUUCUGAGUGAUAAUCCUCAUCACCUGCCGUCAGCCGACAUGGUGUUUGCUUAGGUCUUAACAAAGGAGCUAAUGAUCUACCAGGGACUCCGAGGUUGAAUUAUGUGUUCUCAUCUCUGAACAGUUGAGGUAUGUUGAUUUUUAAACAUGCACUAGUUAUUAGCAUAUAGACACUCCACACAGCAUACACAUUCACACAGACUUAACGUGCAUUACUUUACUACAAAUAUCGCGGUCAUUAGAACUGUGGUGUCAGGCUCUUACUAAGGAUUUGGGACUCCUUCACAUUACAUCCUGGACACACUUUCUUUUUUUUUUUCUUCUUCUUCUUUAAGCAACAACAAAAUGAACAAUUUGUUUCCCUACAAAUCUGCUGCCAACUUCGUCGUCAUCAACACUGUCACUGUCUUUUAUCAUUUUGAGGUAUGAACAUUCAAGGAGAGGUGGAGAUGCCUUUUGUAAAUAUUUGUUUAUAUGUGCAUAUGUGUGUCUGAGAGUACAACGAAUGUAUUGAGAUUUAUA